AUGGAUGAAAGUUUGAAACUUUACAAGGAAUUGAUGACUCGUGUUUCGAAUAAUGGUAAUAAUACAAGAGUUGUCUUACUGUUUACUAAACCAGAUAUAAUGAUGAGGAAAUUGAGGAGUUACAUUGAAUUUGGAAGAUUAUUCGAAACUGAAACACUUACUGAUCUUUCACGAAUUGUAAACGAUUAUCACGAAAGGGAUGUUCUCAAUACAAUUAUAUCGAGCUAUUUGAAUGCAAUAAAUAAUAUUUAUGGGAAAAUACCAGAAUAUCACAUUAUUCAGUCGAUAUCAGAAUUGGACAUUUCACAACUCGCCAAUGUUGAAUAA
Naegleria gruberi is the source of this 327-nucleotide messenger RNA. RefSeq lists its product as uncharacterized. NCBI's taxonomy places the organism in Eukaryota, Heterolobosea, Eutetramitea, Acrasida, Naegleriidae. The transcript has a single exon. The record is from RefSeq and is a predicted model, not a curated record. The coding region runs from base 1 to 327 and encodes 108 amino acids.